AUGAAGAUUCAUUUCAAAGACGCGUUCACUCUUUUCGAUAAAAAUGGCGAUGGCUGUAUUACGACGAAGGAAUUGGGAACUGUUAUGAGAUCACUUGGUCAAAAUCCCACUGAAACGGAACUUCAAGAUAUCAUAAAUGAAGUCGACGCUGACGGAAAGAAGACUAUUGAGUUCAGUGAUUUCUUGUCAAUAUUAUCUGCGAGAAACACGAUGGAUCGAGACGACGAUGUCCGUGAAGCAUUUCGUGUGUUCGAUCUCAAGGGGUCCGGAUAUGUAGACGGUAAAGAGAUUCAACAUGUGCUUGAAAACCUGCAAGAGUUGGAAAUACCUGACGCAGAAAUAAAGGAAAUGUUAGCGUUUGCUGACGCCAACAAUGACGGGCAAAUUAAUUAUGAAGAAUUUCUACGAAUGAUGCGAUUAUGUGAUGAAGAUAAAUGUGAUUCGUCAACAAGCUCAUUGACAGUUUGA
This is a messenger RNA of Saccoglossus kowalevskii, 468 nucleotides long. Its product is annotated as calmodulin, striated muscle-like. Gene Ontology annotation, cellular component: myosin II complex. The record is from RefSeq and is a predicted model, not a curated record. Lineage: Eukaryota; Metazoa; Hemichordata; Enteropneusta; Harrimaniidae. Gene Ontology annotation, molecular function: calcium ion binding.